AUGGCGGGACGCGUUCCCCUUGGCUCGGGGGCUAAUCAGAAUAAAGUGUUCAUUGACUUGACUGAUGAGCCUGAACCAACUGAUUCUGAAAUGCCAAAGAAAUUGGCCCAGGGCAAGCUUCCAUUUGUGACUUUGGCUUAUCGGUCACCAACGGUGCCACUGAAAAGAAAGAACGUGGAUAUCUCUGAGGGGGUCUCUGAUGCCUCGUCAAGUGAUAUUCCCAAUAUCUCAACCGAUGUUCGCAAUGCACAGCGUCCGCGCCUGUCCCAUGCCCACCCUGAUCCAUCUACGCCUAGUCCCUCACCAAGCCUAAAGCCGUCUCAAAUCAGUGUUGUGAUUCCAUCCCCAACCUCCAAGCAAAGGCGCGAAAUUGCAAUUGCAGAAUGUCCUCCUGAUGUGAAUGGAAUGGACACGGACAUAUUUCCUACAACUGACGAAGAGGAAAGAGUCGCUAAAGCUGCAUAUCCUACUACUAAGGAUCGUGUUGACCGUCGUUCUGUGCCAUUGUCAUUCACCACAAGCUCGGUUCCCAACUUGGCAUCAUCUAAGGAAACUAAAUACCUUUCAAAGCUCCGUCGCACUCUUGACGAGAAGCUAAAGCGCAUCAAUGGGCCCACGGUCAUUCCGACUGUUGAUUCCCCGACACGACUUGCUAAACUAGCCGAUAACUUUGAGUUUGUCAACAGUUAUCAGUACCGUGAGGGUGUUGAACGGAUUCCCGAUGAAUCUGAUUUCAACAUCGGAUGUGCAUGCCCUGAGGAUGUUGGCUGUGAUCGUUUUAUAUGCGAUUGCCUGAGUAAGGAAGAAGACUCGGAAGAUCGUAUCGUCCCUUAUGAGAUCUGCGAAAGCAACCGUAAAUUGAUUGUCGCAACCAAGAGUUUCCUCAAGCGCCUUCGGUCCCCAGACUUAAUUCACCGUGGGCAAUUUAUCGACCUUUACCUCGGUGAGGUGAUCACCAAGGCUGAAGCCGAUGAACGCGAGAACCUAACCGAUGGUUCCCAUACACAAUCCUACCUUUUCUCUUUAGAUUGGUAUGUGAAGGAUGAUGAUGACGAAGAAAAAAACAUGAAAGUCAUCGAUGGCCGCAAGUUCGGCUCGGCAACUCGAUUCAUGAACCACUCCUGCAGCCCUAACUGCAAAAUCAUUCCCGUCUGCACCACCAAUCACGCAGAUGAAUACCUCUACAACCUUGCUUUCUUUGCGAACCAAGAUAUCUCCCCUGGCACUGAGUUGACAUUCGACUAUAACCAGGGCGAGGAAAACACUACUCCUCAGAAGAUUGACCCAGAAGCUGUGCAGUGCCUAUGCGGUGAAGCCAAGUGCCGGGGCCAAUUAUGGCCCAACAAGCGCAAGGGCCAAAUCUAA
Penicillium griseofulvum is the source of this 1365-nucleotide messenger RNA. RefSeq lists its product as uncharacterized. Gene Ontology annotation, molecular function: protein binding. The record is from RefSeq and is a predicted model, not a curated record. NCBI's taxonomy places the organism in Eukaryota, Fungi, Ascomycota, Eurotiomycetes, Eurotiales, Aspergillaceae. The transcript has 3 exons. Bases 1 to 1365 code for a protein of 454 amino acids.